Triticum dicoccoides is the source of this 1380-nucleotide messenger RNA. RefSeq lists its product as uncharacterized. Bases 359 to 1288 code for a protein of 309 amino acids. The record is from RefSeq and is a predicted model, not a curated record. The transcript has a single exon. Lineage: Eukaryota; Viridiplantae; Streptophyta; Magnoliopsida; Poales; Poaceae.
UCAUCGUCGCCCUCGUUUUGCUCACCGCAUCUAUUUACCACAGCCGACGGCGAUGUCGUCUUCGAAGCCGCGCCCCGCCGCCUCCAGCUCCGGCGACCUGCCCGCGGACGCGCUGUACUAGGUGCUCCUGCGGAUCCCGGCCAAGGAGCUCUGCCGCCUCCGCGUCGUCUGCCCCUCCUGGCGCGCCCUCACCUCCGACCAGCACUUCGUCGCGGCGCACAAGUCACGCCACCAAACGGCGCCCCCGCUCCUCGCCACAGCCUACCACGACGACAACGGGAUCAACGGCGUUGAGAUUUCGGAUUUGUCCGGCAAUGUGGUGAAGCGGAUACCAAGCGCCGGGUAUGAAGUUGUUCCGAUGAGCAGGUUGUCCGGCGAUGUCGAACGCCAGAUCAAGGGCGAUAGCAUCCGUGUUGUGCGCGCGCGGCUAGACCGCGUCUGUUUCAACUGGAAGUUUUACUCUUGGGCCUUCUCGGUGCUGAACCCGGCCACUGGAGAUAGCAUCGCCUUGCCGACGGGCUUCUCGAAGGAAUUAGCGCAUGAGCUAGAGGUGGAGUGGACAAAGGAAUGGCACUGCCGAGUCGCGUUGUGUGCUUUUGGGCAGGUCUCCUCCACAAGAGAGUACAAGGCGCUCCGCGUCUCUGAAAUUCGUGACCGGAAAGUAUGUGAGGUUAUUACCUUUGAUGACGCCAACCAUGGAAGCUGGAGGAGAAAGCAAGACCCUCCGUCGCCCCACAUCUUUCCCAGUAGAUCAAUGAGAUGUGUGGUCGUCGAUGGGGUGGUGUACUUUUUGAAAGACUUUUACAGCAAUUAUUCUAAAACUGGGGUUAUUACCAUUGAACCUGGUAGCGUAGCUUCGUUUAACCUCGAGACGGAGGAGUGGGGUGUUUUACGUGGUCCAGAACAGGUGCAGAGUUUUGUGCAAGAGAACGAGCAUUACACCUACAUAAAACUUGAUCUCCAGUUAGAAUUGGCAGAGUUGAACAACUGCUUAGUUAUGGUUCAUAAUAUUUAUAGCAUAUCCAUAGACUUGUGGUUUUUGACAGAUUUUGAGAAAGGUAUCUGGGUUAAGAAAUACAGCAUGCCUUCACAAGUUGCUAGGCGUUUUACCAAUCCUUUGCUGAUGUUAGAUGACGGGAGGAUCUUCUUCAGUGAAGCGAAUUUCUUUGGGGAUAGAGAGGGAUUUCUGCGUUGUUAUGACUUAAAAAAUGACACUUACACUGAUGUGCUACAACUGAAAGAUUCAGAAUCCAUUGGCAUUUACGAAGGAAGCCUGCUGAGUAUAUAGAGCAGUUGUUACUGAUGAGGUGAAUAAUGUAUCGUACUAUCUGUUAUUUUACCUUAUGGGAACAAUUAGUUAGACAAUGUACUGAUGCAUGA